AUGGCUUUGACACGACUCGCGGCACGUGCCGUCCGCUGCACCCGCCAGCCCGUCCUGGCCUCCCGCACCUUCUCCGUCUCCUCCCGACGACGAGGCGGCGGCCACGGCAAUGAGUCACAGUUCGAUCCUCCGGCCGGUUGGUUGUGGGGUAUCAAGCCCGGCGAGAAGCCCGAGGCCGAGGGCUGGGAGUGGCCCAUGUACCUCUUUUGCGGGAGCCUCCUCGCCACCGGUAUUGCCUUGGCGUUCAAGCCCGACACGACCGUUUCUACCUGGGCACUCGAGGAAGCACGACGAAGGUUAGAGGCAGACGGUAUCUUGACCGACCCCUCACCGGAGAAGAAGGAGUGA
Molecule: messenger RNA, 348 nt
Organism: Drechmeria coniospora
Lineage: Eukaryota; Fungi; Ascomycota; Sordariomycetes; Hypocreales; Ophiocordycipitaceae
Product: NADH:ubiquinone oxidoreductase 11.6kD subunit
Exons: 2
Coding region: 1-348 (115 amino acids)
Source: RefSeq, a predicted model, not a curated record